GAGAGGAAUUGCAAUCCUGUGAAUAUCAGUGAAGAUGUUAUGUUGAGAGUCUCAAUGAGGGAAGAUGCAAAGUCUGUACUUUACAAGUGGUAUUUAGACCACUCCUUCAAAAAGAAGUCUAAUCUGCUGCCUCCAGGAUGCAAUUUAAAUGGUUUCCCACAAAGCUCACUCAGUUUUCUUCAAAAUGAUACUGAAGUUCUUGUCCUGAACAGCUCGUUUUUGCAAUCGCAUGGCAAAGCCUUUCAAAUAAAAGCAACAGCUGUGAGUGAGAACAAAUACGGAGAAGAAACCUACAUUGUCAGCUCGGUGCCUCCUCCGGUAGCUCCAGAAUGUUCUGUGUCUCCUCCACAAGGAUCCGUGUUCAACAGCUUCUCCAUCUCCUGCCAAUCUUCCUGCCUAUUGGGCCAGUGCCCUCCAAUUGAGAGCUCUUCAUUCAUGUAUUGCUUCUACCUGGAAUCAAAUUCCCUCCUUCACUGUGGACAAGAUCCAGCCCUACCCUUGGUCUACCUUCCAUUGGGAGAAGAAGACAAUGACUUUGUUCUACAGAUUAAAAUUUCAGUGGCCAAUAAUUAUGGCCAUGCUGUUUAUUCAAAUGCCACCGUCAGGGUACAACCUGAAGAUAUAAACAGCGGGAACCAAACUUUGCAGGCCAUGGUUCUGGAAAAAUCAAACAGCAUCCUAAAAGGAGAAAAUAACAGCAUGUCCCUCUUUCAGCUGUAUAAAUCAGUUACUUCUGUUCUUAAUCAAGGAAGGAAAGAAGCCACCUUUAAUGCAUCUCUGCAGACAGAUACGCGGAAAGAGCUUAGAGAGCUUAUGCUGACAACCCUUUCCGUGGUUAAUGUCACAUCAAUGCAGAUAGCCCUCAAAAUGUCAGAAGUCCUCAUGGAAAUCACGUACAGGAGCAAAGAACUGUCUUCUUCUGCACAGGAUGACAAGGGGGAAAAUAGGAUAUACAUUUUACCCAGCCGCCAUGCCAGUGUCUUUGCCACAGUUAUCUUGGGUUGGCCUGAGACUGACAGCAACAAUUCACUCUACACUUGGUCUUGUGGGUUCUGCUGGCCUCAGUGGGAUGAAUGUGUUCAGCAACAAUCUAUCCACACUGUGCAAAGAGAGAUCCGGAUUCCCCCCAACUGCCUGCCUCCUCCCAGCUCAGCAGUGACAGUGAAGGUUGUGGUGAAAAGCCCAGAGAAAGAGGAGAAGCAGGACGAGCAAUGCUUGUACAUCACAGCGAAGCAAGAUCUGAGGCUGAGGAUCAGCCGUGUCUGUUCGUUGGGAUUAUCUGCAUUGCUUCAUUUGAACUAUCUGGGUUGCUGCCAAGAUAUUCUAUUGAAUGUGGAAGCUGGUCAUACUCUGAAGAGUGUUAGUGAAUCCUUACUGGUGGUGGACACAGAAGAUGGAGAUCAUCUAAAGCGCAAGGAAGCUGCCAGCUACCUUUUCAGUGCAGUAAGCAAUGUCUUGGAAGCUACUCUGGAGAAUGGAACAGAAAAAGUCUCUGUCCCUGAGGUGGCACAGAAUUCAGUCUCGCAAGAACUUGUAACCACAGUUGAAAACCUUCAGAGUGCUCUUCUUUUUGGAAAAUUGCCUGACAGUGAGCCUUUGGUGCUAAAAGCUCCUUCUGCAGCUAUGUAUAUCAACAGGUUGCAGACCGAGAAUGUCAACAGCACGGCCAUUAAAAUCUCCAACUCCACAUCCGCUGCUUUCACGCUCCCCUCUGCUUCUUCUCUCAGCAUCUCGGGAGACAGCGAUGAGACGGUGGACAUCAGGAUGGUGAGUUUCUCGGUGAAUCCCUUUUCCUCAAGUGACUCAUUUGAUAUCCAUGGAACAGUUGGAGGCCUGACUCUCACCAGCCUAGAUGGACUGGUCAUUCCAGUCUAUGACCUGUCAGAAGAUAUUGAGAUAAGGUUACCCAGGAGUCCUGCAACUCAAGAGGACAAGACUAUAUUGAAUCUGGGAAAUUUCACAGCUGUCCAAGUCAAUGUGACUUCAGCAGACUCAUCUCUAGUGAUCUACCUGGAGAUGGAUCAAAAUAUUCCACUUAUCCUUUAUUUGGGAUAUGACUACCUUCCUAACGAGACUGAUCAUGAACUGGUGGCACAUCUUCCUCACAACAGAAAUACCAGAGAUGAGGUUUAUUCCUGGGUGCUUCAUUCAGAAGAUUUGAUCUUUGGAGAAGGAAUGUAUUAUUUUGUAGUGAGACCAGACACAGAACUGGACUUCCUUGCUUCUAAUGAAAUGAACAUCUCCAUCACUUGCUUUGUGUCCAAGUGUGUAUUCUGGGAUGAGCACCAAAAGAGUUGGAAUAGCUACGGAUGCCGCGUUGGUCCCAAAACUACUCCUGGGGAUACUCAGUGUCUCUGUAACCACCUGACCUUCUUUGCUAGCUCCUUCUUUGUCAUGCCAAACACCAUCGAUGUCAGCAAAACUGUGGAGCUGUUUGCCACUUUUGUGGACAACCCCAUCGUGGUGACGACGGUAGGCUGCAUCUUCCUGAUCUACCUUCUGGUUCUGAUCUGGGCCAGAAGAAAAGACAUCCAACAUGAUGCCAAAGUGAAGAUAACUCUCCUGGAAGACAAUGAUCCUUUUGCUCAAUAUCGUUAUCUAGUGACGGUUUAUACCGGACAUCGGCGAGGUGCAGCUACGACCUCUAAGGUAGCAAUGGAGUGCCAAAUCUUUGGCUUAAAAGAGCCACAGCACUUAUUUUAUCCGGAGUCUAAAUAUGCACUAAAGAGAAUGUUCUCUUAAAUCACCAAGCCAUACACUGGUAGAAGACAGGAGUGGUAUGUGAAUCGUCUUCUCAUCCAUGAUGUGGCCACUGAUCAGAAGUGGUAUUUUCUUUGUAACUCUUGGCUGGCCAUUGACGUUGGAGAUUGCGUCCUAGAUAAAGUCUUCCCUGUGGCCACUGAACAAGACAUGAAGCAGUUCAGCAAUCUCUUUUUCAUGAAGACCUCUAGGGGCUUCCGGGACAGCCAUAUCUGGUACUCCAUUUUCAACCCUUGUCCACGCAGCUCUUUUACCCGAGCCCAGAGAGCGUCCUGUUGCUUCUCGCUUCUUCUGUGCACCAUGUUGACCAGCAUCAUGUUUUGGGGGGUGCCCAAGGAUCCAGCAGACCAAAAAAUGGAUUUAGAAAAGAGAAGGACUCCAACCCCAGAGAGAGGGAUGGGGGAAAGGUUGAAGCAUCAGGAUUACAAGCGUUGCCUCCAUGCCCAGCUGCAGCAUGUGGAGCUUGAGCUGGAGCUGCUGGGGCCUCAUCGCUUCCAGGAUCCAAAGAGCUACACCCAGGCAGUUCGACAGGUCCAGCACAUGAAAUGCUUUUUGGAAAGCCAGCUCUGCUCGGCGAUGCCGGAGAGCGAAAGGAGUUCACCAACUCCAAGCCCUCCUGGAGAUAACAAGAAAGAAUUGACACCUAAAGGUUUACCUUGGUGGUUCGUGUUUGUUGGCUGGUUCUUGGUGGUCCUGACCAGUGGAGUCUCUGGUUUUUUCACCAUGCUGUAUGGAUUGCAUUAUGGCAAGGAUAACUCCAUCAAGUGGCUGAUUUCCAUGGCCAUCUCUUUCUUUGAGAGCCUCUUCAUUACCCAGCCAUUAAAGGUUCUUGGGUUUGCUGCUUUCUUUGCUCUGGUUCUGAAAAAAGUGGAACAGGAAGACGAGGAGAACACAUGUAUUGAUGGUCCUUUACUGGGCAGUGAUCCAACUCCUAUCUUUGGAGCGCGCAGAGAUAGUGGAAAUAACAUCUACCAGCCUCCUCCUGCUACUGACAUUGAGAAAAUGAAGAUGGACCACGUCAAGGAGCAGAAAGCCUUUGCACUGAUUCGGGAAAUAUUGGCCUACUUGGGAUUCUUAUGGAUGUUGCUCUUGGUUGCCUACGGACAGCGUGACCCAAACUCCUACUAUCUUAACACGCAUAUUGAGAACAGUUUCACAGAAGGAUUUGAAGAGGUUUUAAGUUAUCAGGACUUCUUCAAGUGGGGAAGAUCCGUCUUAAUCAGCAACUUAUAUGGGCCGUAUGAAGGUUUCAUCACAGAUGGCAACUCCAAACUGGUGGGGAGUGCUCGGAUCCGGCAAGUGAGGGUCAAGGGCAACUCCUGCCUCAUUGAUCCGAGCUUAGAUCGCACGGUCAGAGAGUGUCACGCCGCCUAUUCCUUUGACACUGAGGACAUGGAAGAUUAUGGCAUCAACUGGAACGGCUCUUCCUCGGACAACUCUUCAGAGUUCCAGUCGGCUUGGCAAUACCAGAGCCAGGCAAGGCUGAGAGGACACCCCAUCUGGGGCAAGCUGGCUGUUUACAGAGGUGGAGGCUACAUUGUUCACCUGGGGAUGGAUUCCGCCAAUGCCUCCAGGUUUGUGAGCUUCAAUCAAACUGCUACGGUGGAUGCAGUGUUGGGCUACCUGAUUGCGUUCCUGGUGCUCCUUUCCACCGUGAAACUUUGGCAUUUGUUGAGACUCAACCCCAAGUUGAACAUGAUCACCUCCACCUUGCGGAGAGCCUGGGGGGACAUAUCAGGAUUUGCCACCGUGAUUAUCAUCAUGUUCCUGGCUUAUUCCAUCGCUACAAAUCUAAUAUAUGGCUGGAAACUGAAUUCAUACAAGACUCUGUUUGAUUCUGCUGAGACUAUGGUCAGCCUUCAGUUAGGAAUCUUCAACUACGAAGAGGUCCUGGAUUACAAUCCUAUUUUGGGGUCCUUCUUAAUCGGUUCCUGUAUAAUCUUUAUGACGUUUGUGGUGUUGAACCUCUUCAUUUCGGUCAUCCUGGUGGCUUUUAGCGAGGAGCAGAAACAUUAUCAGGCUUCGGAAGAAGAAGAGAUAGUGGACCUCAUGCUGAAGAAAAUGUGCAGUUUCCUUGGAAUUAAAUAUAAAAAUGACUGCACUCCAGUUUGUGGCAAGCAGCUGCAAGCAUCUGGGAAUGACAUCUAA
Messenger RNA from Thamnophis sirtalis, 4908 nucleotides. The record is from RefSeq and is a predicted model, not a curated record. Lineage: Eukaryota; Metazoa; Chordata; Lepidosauria; Squamata; Natricidae.